Molecule: messenger RNA, 1687 nt
Organism: Macrosteles quadrilineatus (aster leafhopper)
Lineage: Eukaryota; Metazoa; Arthropoda; Insecta; Hemiptera; Cicadellidae
Product: damage-control phosphatase ARMT1-like
Exons: 9
Coding region: 208-1602 (464 amino acids)
Biological process (GO): DNA damage response
Cellular component (GO): nucleus; cytoplasm
Molecular function (GO): phosphatase activity
Source: RefSeq, a predicted model, not a curated record
UCGUUCUGUCAUUCGUGUAUCAAAAUUUAUACUAAUUUGUUUAUUUAUUUUAAUUUAUAUAACAAAAAUUACCUGAAUUAGGAACAAAACAUGUUAUAAAAUGACUCACAUUUUUAUUUAAGGUUAAGUGAAAUAAUUUCUAUUUAUUAUUGGCAUCCAAGUUGAAGGAAGUAAGAAGGCCUAGCCUUUAAAACUGCCAGCAAUAAUAUGAGUAACAAAGACAAACUUUCAAAGGCGGCAUCAGUGCAAGAUACCGCCCCUCCUUGGGAUGCUCCGCUGAGUGCAAAAUAUAUGAGGAGUUUUGCAUAUGUUACAGUCAAGGACAGAUUGCCAGUGAUUUUAACAAAGGUUAUAGAUGGUUUGUCAAGAGAUAAAGAAUCUAUUGCAGCAGUUUAUGGUGAGGAAGGUAAGGAGGAUGUGAAGAGAGUUAUAAGCUGUUUAUCCCAGCUAAAGAAUGAGAUGGUAACCGACAAGUAUUUCACACAGCUGGUCUGCGGUGAAGACGCUUCAAAAUGGAAUAUUUAUUGGCGAAACAAAACCGAAAACGGAACAACAGUGUCUUGGUACAAGACAGAAUGGCUCUACGCUGAGUGCUAUCUGUACCGAAGAAUAAAGGAAGCUUUCUUGCUGAGCAAAAAGCUAGGUGACUACGACCCAUUCCAUAAACAAAAGACAGAAGCUGUCGAAGAAGCUUUACAUUUUAUGGAUGCAAUGGCCAUAUAUUUGGUUAAACUUUUUGAAGAUCAUGAUAUAAGAUGGGAUGCCAUGCAUUCGGAUUUCCAACGUGUGUUAAAGCAUUCUUUGUGGGCCAACAGAGUCGACUUAUCCAUGUCUAGUGGAAAUCAUGUGGAGGUGAAAGGCGAUCCGUUUAAACUGUUGGAUGAAUUUGAUGAGUUUAUUCUCAUAGACAACUCACAUGACAUCUGGGUAGAAAUCUCUAAAUCCUCAAUUGUCAAAGACCUCAUCAUAGAUAUUGUACUGGACAACACUGGCUUGGAACUCAUGAUGGAUUUAUGUCUCGCCGACUAUCUGACUUCUAUGUACAACGCAGUGAGGGUGAGGUUCCAUUGCAAAGCUAUCCCGUGGUUUGUCUCUGAUGUGAUGGAGAAAGACUUUCACCAGGUGAUAGAGAGACUUUCCAACCACACUCCUGCCUGUCAACAGUUGGCAGCUCGCUGGCAUGACUACUUGGACCAUGGUAAGUGGAGUGUUCACAGUGAGCCGUUUUGGACUUUGCCCUUUUCUUACAACGAGAUGAAGGAGCAAGACCCCAAGCUGCACAGUAUGUUGGCUGAGAGCAGCAUCAUCAUUUUCAAGGGGGAUCUCAACUAUCGCAAGUUGCUCGGAGAUAUCAACUGGAAGUACACAACUCCGUUUCAUGCGGCUCUGAGAGGCUUCAACCCUGCUCCAAUUGUAGCCCUGCGCACCGCCAAGGCAGAUCUGAUUGCCGGACUUGAUCCAUACGUGUUUGAACCUGUUGCUGCCAAAAACAGAAACUGGCUCCUAACAGGGGACUAUGGACUAAUCCAGUUUGAUGGCACAAACACAAAAAACAAUCUGGAGAGUGAAGUGAGCAGUGAAAUUAAAAAACUUGCUUUAUAACUCCAAACUCUGUUUUCCUAUCAUUUAAUUUCUCUUGCAAUGUACCUGUGAUUUUUAAUAAACUGUUUACUGUUGUUUUAUUUAA